Messenger RNA from Leptonychotes weddellii (Weddell seal), 6536 nucleotides. The record is from RefSeq and is a predicted model, not a curated record. Lineage: Eukaryota; Metazoa; Chordata; Mammalia; Carnivora; Phocidae.
CCAGCCCCGUCGCCGGCGGAGGCGGGCGCGGGCGCGUCCCUGUGGCCAGUCACCGGGAGGAGUUGGUCGCACAAUUAUGAAAGACUCAGCUUCUGCUGCUAGCGCCGGAGCUGAGUUACUUCUUAGAAGGUUUCCCUGGGCUGUCCUUGUCCGGCGGCCUCUGCUGCCGCCUUCGGAGACGCUUCCCGAUAGAUGGCUACAGGCCGCGGAGGAGGAGGAGGUGGAGUUGCUGCCCUUCCGGAGUGCGCCCCGUGAGGAGAAUGUCCCAGAAAUCCUGGAUAGAAAGCACUUUGACCAAGAGGGAAUGUGUAUAUAUUAUACCAAGUUCCAAAGACCCUCACAGAUGCCUUCCAGGAUGUCAAAUUUGUCAGCAACUCGUCAGGUGUUUUUGUGGUCGCUUGGUCAAGCAACAUGCUUGUUUUACUGCAAGUCUUGCCAUGAAAUACUCAGAUGUGAAAUUGGGUGACCAUUUUAAUCAGACAUUAGAAGAAUGGUCUGUGGAAACGCAUACAGAACAGAGCCCAACGGAUGCUUAUGGAGUCAUAAAUUUUCAAGGGGGUUCUCAUUCCUACAGAGCUAAGUAUGUGAGACUGUCAUACGACACCAAACCUGAAGUCAUUCUGCAACUUCUGCUUAAAGAAUGGCAAAUGGAAUUACCCAAACUUGUUAUCUCUGUGCAUGGGGGCAUGCAGAAAUUUGAGCUUCACCCACGAAUCAAGCAGCUGCUUGGAAAGGGUCUUAUUAAAGCUGCAGUUACAACCGGAGCCUGGAUUUUAACUGGAGGAGUAAACACAGGUGUGGCAAAACAUGUUGGUGAUGCCCUCAAAGAACAUGCUUCCAGAUCAUCUCGAAAGAUUUGCACUAUUGGAAUAGCACCCUGGGGAGUGAUUGAAAACAGAAAUGAUCUUGUUGGGAGAGAUGUGGUUGCUCCUUAUCAAACCUUGUUGAACCCUCUGAGCAAAUUGAAUGUUCUGAAUAAUCUACAUUCCCAUUUCAUAUUGGUGGAUGAUGGCACUGUUGGAAAGUAUGGGGCAGAAGUCAGAUUGAGAAGAGAACUUGAAAAAACUAUUAAUCAGCAAAGAAUUCAUGCUAGAAUUGGACAAGGUGUCCCUGUGGUGGCACUUAUAUUUGAGGGCGGGCCAAAUGUUAUCCUCACAGUUUUAGAGUAUCUUCAAGAAAGUCCUCCUGUUCCAGUCGUUGUUUGUGAAGGAACAGGCAGAGCUGCAGAUCUACUAGCAUAUAUUCAUAAGCAAACAGAAGAGGGAGGCAAUCUUCCUGAUGCAGCAGAGCCAGAUAUUAUUUCAACCAUCAAAAAAACAUUUAACUUUGGCCAGAAUGAAGCAGUUCAUUUAUUUCAAACACUGAUGGAGUGCAUGAAAAGAAAGGAGCUUAUCACGGUUUUCCACAUUGGAUCAGAUGAACAUCAAGAUAUAGAUGUAGCAAUACUUACUGCACUGCUUAAAGGCACUAAUGCAUCUGCAUUUGACCAGCUCAUCCUUACAUUGGCAUGGGAUAGAGUUGACAUUGCCAAAAAUCAUGUGUUUGUUUAUGGACAGCAGUGGCUGGUUGGGUCCUUGGAACAAGCUAUGCUUGAUGCUCUUGUAAUGGAUAGAGUUGCAUUUGUGAAACUUCUUAUUGAAAAUGGAGUAAGCAUGCAUAAAUUCCUUACCAUUCCUAGACUGGAAGAACUUUAUAACACAAAACAAGGUCCAACUAAUCCAAUGCUAUUUCAUCUUGUUCGGGAUGUCAAACAGGGAAAUCUUCCUCCAGGAUAUAAGAUCACCCUAAUCGAUAUAGGACUUGUUAUUGAAUAUCUUAUGGGAGGAACCUAUAGAUGCACCUACACUCGGAAACGUUUUCGAUUAAUAUAUAAUAGUCUUGGUGGAAAUAAUCGGAGGUCUGGCCGAAAUACCUCCAGCAGCACUCCUCAGCUGCGCAAGAGUCAUGAAUCUUUUGGCAAUAGGGCAGAUAAAAAGGAAAAAAUGAGGCACAAUCAUUUCAUUAAAACAGCACAGCCCUAUCGACCAAAGAUUGAUACAGCUGUGGAAGAAGGAAAGAAGAAGAGAGCCAAAGAUGAAAUUGUAGAUAUUGAUGAUCCAGAAACCAAGCGCUUUCCUUAUCCACUUAAUGAACUGUUAAUUUGGGCUUGCCUUAUGAAGAGACAGGUCAUGGCCCGUUUUUUAUGGCAGCAUGGUGAAGAAUCAAUGGCUAAAGCAUUAGUUGCCUGUAAGAUCUAUCGUUCAAUGGCAUAUGAAGCAAAGCAGAGUGACCUUGUAGAUGAUACUUCAGAAGAAUUGAAACAGUAUUCUAAUGAUUUUGGUCAACUCGCAGUUGAAUUACUAGAACAAUCCUUCAGACAGGAUGAAACCAUGGCUAUGAAAUUGCUCACUUAUGAACUGAAAAACUGGAGUAAUUCCACCUGCCUCAAGUUAGCAGUUUCUUCAAGACUUAGACCUUUUGUAGCUCACACCUGUACACAAAUGUUGUUAUCUGAUAUGUGGAUGGGAAGGCUGAAUAUGAGGAAAAAUUCCUGGUACAAGGUCAUAUUAAGCAUUUUAGUUCCACCUGCCAUAUUAAUGCUAGAAUAUAAAACAAAGGCUGAGAUGUCUCAUAUUCCACAAUCUCAAGAUGCCCAUCAAAUGACAAUGGAAGAUAGUGAAAACAACUUUCAAAACAUAGCAGAAGAGAUUCCCAUGGAAGUGUUUAAAGAAGUAAGAAUAUUGGACAGUAAUGAAGGAAAGAAUGAAAUGGAGAUACAAAUAAAAUCAAAAAAACUUCCCAUUACAAGAAAGUUUUAUGCCUUUUAUCAUGCGCCAAUUGUAAAAUUCUGGUUUAAUACGGUAGCCAAUAUGUUCUACAUUGUAGUGAUUAUGGCUCUUGUAUUACUUAGUUUUGGUGUUCCCAGAAAGGCAAUACUUUAUCCUCGUGAAGCACCGUCUUGGACUCUUGCUAAAGAUAUAGUUUUUCAUCCAUACUGGAUGAUUUUUGGUGAAGUUUACGCAUAUGAAAUUGAUGUGUGUGCAAAUGAUUCCACUAUCUCUCAAAUCUGUGGUCCUGGAACAUGGUUGACUCCAUUUCUUCAAGCAGUCUACCUCUUUGUACAGUAUAUCAUUAUGGUCAAUCUUCUUAUUGCAUUUUUCAACAAUGUGUAUUUACAAGUGAAGGCAAUUUCCAAUAUUGUAUGGAAGUACCAACGAUAUCAUUUUAUUAUGGCUUAUCAUGAGAAACCUGUUCUGCCUCCACCACUUAUCAUUCUUGGCCAUAUAGUUUCUCUGUUUUGCUGCAUAUGUAAAAGAAGAAAAAAAGAUAAGACUUCCGAUGGACCAAAACUUUUUUUAACAGAAGAAGAUCAAAAGAAACUACAUGACUUUGAAGAACAGUGUGUUGAGAUGUAUUUUAAUGAAAAAGAUGACAAAUUCCAUUCUGGGAGUGAAGAGAGAAUUCGUGUCACCUUUGAAAGGGUGGAGCAGAUGUGCAUUCAAAUUAAAGAAGUUGGAGAUCGCGUCAACUAUAUAAAAAGAUCAUUACAGUCAUUAGAUUCUCAAAUUGGCCAUUUGCAAGAUCUUUCAGCCCUGACUGUAGAUACAUUAAAAACGCUCACUGCCCAGAAAGCUUCGGAAGCUAGCAAAGUUCACAAUGAAAUCACACGAGAAUUGAGCAUUUCCAAACAUUUGGCUCAAAACCUUAUUGACGAUGGUCCUGUAAGACCUUCUGUAUGGAAAAAGCACAGUGUUGUAAAUACACUUAGCUCCUCUCUUCCUCAAGGUGGUCUUGAAAGUACUAAUCCUUUUCUUUGUAAUAUUUUUAUGAAAGAUGAAAAAGAUCCCCAGUGUAACAUAUUUGGUCAGGAUUUACCUGUAAUACCCCAGAGAAAAGAAUUCAGUUUCCCAGAGGCUGGUUCCUCUUGUGGUGCCUUAUUCCCAAGUGCUGUUUCUCCUCCAGAACUGCGACAGAGAGUACAUGGGGCAGAAAUGUUAAAAAUGUUCAGUAAAAAUAAAAAACUAGGCAGUUCUUCUAAUAGCAUACCACACCUGUCAUCCCCACCAACCAAAUUUUUUGUUAGUACACCUUCACAGCCAAGUUGUAAAAACCGCUUAGAAACUGUAACCAAAGAUCAAGAAAUUGUUUGCUCUAAAGCUGCAGAAGGAGAUAAUGUAGAAUUUGGAGCAUUUGUAGGACACAGAGAUAGCAUAGAUUAUUUGCAGAAGUUUAAAGAAACAUCAAACAAAAUAAAAGAAAUAAUAUCCAAUGAUGUUCCUUCUGAAAACACUUGGAAACAUUUGAGUUCUCAUGCUGGAUUUACUGAAUGUCGCAAAACUUCUGUUCCUCUUCAUUCAGAACAAGUGGAAAGUAGCAGUAGAAGGCCAUCUACAGAAGAAACUCAUGAAGUAGAUUCCAAAGCAGCUUUACUACCGGAUUGGUUACAAGAUAGACCAUCAAACAGAGACAUGCCAUCUGAAGAAGGAACAUUAAAUGGUCUCGCUUCCCCAUUUAAACCAGUUAUGGAUACAAAUUACUACUACUCAGCUGUGGAAAGAAAUAAUUUGAUGAGAUUAUCCCAGAGCAUUCCAUUUACACCUGUGCCUCCAAGAGGUGAGCCUGUCACAGUGUAUCGCUUGGAAGAGAGUUCACCCAGUAUACUGAAUAACAGCAUGUCUUCAUGGUCGCAGCUCGGCCUCUGUGCCAAAAUAGAGUUUUUAAGUAAAGAGGAGAUGGGAGGCGGUUUACGGAGAGCUGUCAAAGUACAGUGUACCUGGUCAGAACAUGAUAUCCUCAAAUCAGGUCAUCUUUAUAUUAUCAAAUCUUUUCUUCCUGAGGUGGUUAACACAUGGUCAAGUAUUUAUAAAGAAGAUACAGUUCUGCAUCUCUGUCUCAGAGAAAUUCAACAACAGAGAGCAGCACAGAAGCUCACAUUUGCCUUCAACCAAAUGAAACCCAAAUCCAUACCAUAUUCUCCAAGGUUCCUUGAAGUUUUCCUGCUGUAUUGCCAUUCAGCAGGACAGUGGUUUGCUGUGGAAGAAUGUAUGACUGGAGAAUUUAGAAAAUACAAUAAUAAUAACGGUGAUGAGAUUAUUCCAACUAAUACACUGGAAGAGAUCAUGCUAGCCUUUAGCCACUGGACUUACGAAUAUACAAGAGGGGAGUUACUGGUACUUGAUUUACAAGGUGUGGGUGAAAAUUUGACUGACCCAUCUGUUAUUAAAGCAGAAGAAAAGAGAUCCUGUGAUAUGGUUUUUGGCCCAGCAAAUCUAGGUGAAGAUGCAAUAAAAAACUUCAGAGCAAAACAUCACUGUAAUUCUUGUUGUAGAAAGCUUAAACUUCCAGAUCUGAAGAGGAAUGACUAUACACCUGAUAAAAUUCUGUUUCCUCAGGAUGAGCCUUCAGAUUUGACUCUUCAGCCUGGAAAUUCCACCAAAGAAUCAGAAUCAACUAAUUCUAUUCGUCUGAUGUUAUAAUAUUAAUCAUUGGUUUUGCCUACACCUCAUAAAAAUGUUACCUUGUCAUUUUUCCUUCAGGAGGAAAUUGUUUGGUAAUAGAGAAAAGUGUGUGCAAAUGAACAUGCUAAUUCUGGCACAGUUAAAAGGUCAAUAUUCUUUUGACCUGAUUAAAGUAGUCAGUCAGGAACUCCCUAUAGGAUACAGCUGGUAGCUGUUAAAUUUUAAAGGUAAAGGAAAAUUAGUAUUUGUAACUUUUUAAAGGGCUCUUUUUAGCAGAAGAUUUCAUUUGACUUUGUUCUGAUGAGGGUGAUACCCUCUCUCAUGUGGUGCAAUACCAUUAACCAAAGUUAAGUGUCUGUGCAGAUUUUAUUGGCAGCUGGUUUACUGCCAUUCAGCUAGUGAAAUGAAGAAAUCAUCCAGCCUUUUGGUUCAAUGGCAGACGUCUUCCUCAGUGUGUUUUAGUGUGUUCACUGGUGAUGUCACUAGUUGGCCAUGGGAAAGGAGAUGACUUGUUAUUGGAGGUCCAUAGGGAUACAAGAACCCUGAGCUGAAAACCAUUUUCUAAGAGGGACUUUAUGAAUCAGGAUUAGGCUCCAUAUUUAAAGAUGGAGGCAGUUUUUUUGUUAAAUAGAGCCCAAAUUGUGCAGAAGUAUUAGUUGUUUUUUUUUUUUUUAACAUUGUUUUAUCAAGUCCUUGUUAAGUAGAAGAAAGCCAUGGUAGACUGGUAUAACCUAAAUAUACCGGAGGAGAAACUUAACUCACUGUUCAAGAGAAGUUACCUUGUAAAAAAAAAAAAAAAAAAAAAAGUGCUUUUUCCCUGUCUCUAUCUAUAGUGACAACCUGGAAGCUACAUACUUCUCCAAAGAUUUUAUUGGCCAGUAUAUCAAAUCAGAAUGUAAACAUAAAUUCUUGCAUAUAUUUAAAAUUGUGUAAGAACAUCUGAACAUGAGUAUUGUUUAUGGUACUUAUUUAAGAAAUUGAGUUGGAUUAUCAUUAUGUGAUGUCGGGAGAUUGCAAUGUAACUUUAUGCCAAUAAAAUGUAAUUUAACUGCCCCAGAUAUUGUUGAAUACUCAACAACAAGAAAAGCUUUCAUCUGA